CACCAGGAGAACGAGAUGUGAAUGGAUGCAGAGGACCCGCCGCCUUGCAUCGGGAAUGCAGCCCCCCAACCCUCUCCCACCAACGGCAUCCCCGAAGACAACCCCCCCGCCAUGCCAUACACACCCCGGGCCUUCCAUUCGACGUCACCACCACCGAUCGAGCUCCCCCGGAAUCUUCCAACGUCGUCCUCCAAGGCGCUAGUCGACGAUAACGACACCCCUGAAACCUGGAUAGACAUUCGGAUUCGUAAGGCGAAACGGGGCACGGAUUACAAGAUCAAGCCCUAAAUUCCCGGCUGCCACUAGCUCCCGCCCGCGUCCUGCCUGGACCGAAAGCCAAGUUUGCGCAACAAUGGAGGGGCAUAGGGAAACUUUUGUUGCCUUGCCAGAGCGGCCUCGCCGGCAGGUGAAAGAACUUAAGGAACCCUCCUCUUCCCACCGGGGCGCGCUGAAUACCUGCGGUAGGGUAGGUACCAAUUGGGAAGUCCCAUCCCGUUUUCUAUAAUAGUCCGAUGGACCUCUCUCUUCUCUUACAAUUAAUCAUCUUGGACUCUACACUUCAUUCUCGAUCAACACUCAAACUCGCCCGCCCCCAUUGCAGCAAUACCUACCGUCGUGCCGCCGUCGAGCAUUUGGACCUACUACUGCAGGGGAACGGCAGAGGCCAGCCCCAAAGAAACGUCUGCGGUUUGGGAACAAGCGGCCUGUUCCUCAAAAAAGCCACGGCACUGGAACGGCGCCAUUCGAGAAAAGCCUCUCUGUCUGCGCUCCAACAUAAAACGGUCCCUCGCCUUCCACGGCCAAUUCAUUUUCCCUAGAAGACUUCCAUUGUCUUGUCCGAUAUACAAGCUGCAAGUUCAGGGGGUUAAGAAAAGGGUAUUGUCUUACCCACCGGGUUCAGCUCUCCAAAAACCCACCCGAGACCCAACCUACCUUACAGCAGCACCAUCUCACCGGACCCGGCUUCCUGCAUUGCAGCAGGGGAAUCCCGCAUCACCUUUUCCCACCCCCCAACCACCUUACGGUAUCAUCCUAUCGCAUCGCAUCGCCACCAGCAGCAGCACACACGCUCAGCGAACAAACGGUCGCGGAAUUCCCGAUUGCUACACACAAUCUAUCUGCUGGUUCCUCGCAAUCUGGAUCCUGGGAUUCACAGGCCAGGCAGGCUGGCAAAAGCCACUCGCACUGCGACCUACCCUUCUCUGAUCUCUAUCUACACACGCCCACCAACCCGCCGCAUAAACACCGGAGAGGUAUCCGAUCUACCGACCUGAAUCAUUGUCGUAUCUUCCAGGUUCCUUCUUACCACACAGCGUGCCAGCAAAGCCGAGCUGAUGGGGGGCGGAGGAGGAACUGAGGUCGCAAAUGGGGAGGAGGCUGUUGUUUCUGCCACGCACAACAACACCAAUGUUGGAGAUGAUGCAGCACAGCAACAACAACAACCUGCGCUGCAUGUCAUUGUUCUUGGCUCGGGAGGCGGGCCGUUCGAAAAUAAUGUCACCUCGUUCUUAGUACGGUCUGUCUCGUCAAAAUGGGGCAGGAGUUCGGUGGUUGCUUUUGAUGCGGGUGUUCAUCUGGGGGCUAUCGCGAAGAUACUGGAGGACACCCAACCAAUGACGUUGACACAGGAGUCGCUUCCACAUACUCUGACUACCGGUCCUUUUGCCGGACUCGAGAUCAAUAAUGUCAGCCCCAAGGCGAACGCCCUUGAUAUUGUGCAGGACUUGGUCGAGACCUAUGUCAUCAGCCACCCGCACCUGGACCACAUUGCUGGUUUGGUCGUCAACACUGCUGGCAUGCGCCGACCCAAGAGGCUAGCCGGUCUUCCAGUGACGAUAGAGGGGUUCAAGAAACACAUUUUCAACAAUAUCAUCUGGCCAAAUUUGAGCGACGAGAACAACGGCCACGGGCUGAUUACUUACAUGAGGCUGGUGGAGGGUGGCUCUCCAGCUCUCGGGGAGGGGGACACCAGAGGCUAUCUCGAGAUAGGGGAUGGCCUAGCCAUCAAAGUCUUCAGCGUCAGCCACGGCCACUGUGUAGAGAAACACAGCCACCGAGGCAGCACAACCAGCAUGCGACACGGCAGCUUCGACGGCUCUUCCCUCGGCCCGGCGUCGUUCGAUCUCAGAGGUAGCAUGUCCGGCCGCCGCUCCCCCAGCAGGUCAAUAGCCCUAGGCCUCAACCACCCCGGCACGAGCAUCUCCCUCCCCCCAUUCAUCCAGCUCCAACAACAAGAACGCGCCCAAUCAGUCGCCCCCGGCCGAACCUCUUCCCUGUCUGACCGACUCCCCCUCGAGGAAUCCUACUGCGUCUACGACAGCUCGGCCUACUUCUUCCAGCACGUCCCCACCGGAAGGGAAAUCCUCAUGUUUGGCGACGUCGAGCCCGACAGCGAAAGUCUCACGCCCCGCAACCUAUUCGUCUGGCAGAUUGCCGCGCCCAAGAUCGCGGCGGGGAAAUUAACAGCCAUUUUUAUCGAGUGCAGUUAUGACAACUCUGUCACCCGGGACAGGUUAUACGGCCACCUGGCACCGAGAUAUCUCGCCGAAGAAAUGACGGCGCUGGCAAAGGAGGUUUUGGCAGCGAAAAACGCGCCCCCUGCACCACCACCACCGCAGACAUACCCUUCUUCUCGAAGACCAAGCCAUGCUUCCGUCAUGCCUAAAUCCCGAAGGGCAAGCCACGCGGAGAAUGUGCUCUAUCCUCAGAGCAGAAGAGGUAGCAUAACCAGUGCCCCGGCCGCCGACAACAAAAAACGGAAGAGGGAAGCCGGUGGUGUUUCGGGAUUGGAAGAUGGGGCGAGCAUACAGCUGUCCAAAAGAAAAAGUACACCCCAGCCGCAGGUCAAAACGGAGGGGACGGGGGCGGGGAAUACAAAGCAGCCGGAAAAGGAGGACCAUCCCAUAUCACCGAGGACGGUGCAGCCUAAUCGUCGGGCUGUAGAUGGCACCGUUCCACAAGAUUACUUUUUGCAGGGUGGGAAUAAUCAGGGGGGUGGAAACCAACCACCUACACCGCACCUGGCGACCCCAACGGGGGAGUUGAGCUUGUCGGACGUCGAACCUGCUGGUGUCCGACCCCCCCAGGAGGAUGUCAACAUGCAGGAGGGCCCGGCGACGCCGCUGAGCAACGACCCCCAUGCUACACUGGCCGAGUCGGUAGAAGGAGAUGGCGACGACGAGAACCAAGACAAGGAGAUGAUGGAAGAGGAGAAUGAGCUGAGAGGGCUGUUGAGGGGGUUGAAGGUGGUGAUUAUACAUGUCAAGGACAAGUUAGGGGAGGACGGGGUGGAGGCGAGGGAGGUUAUACAAGAGGAACUGAGGGAGGUGGAGAGGGGGUUGGGGUUGGGGUGUGAGUUUGUUGUCUGUAGGCAGGGGGAUAGUUUGUUUUUAUAGGUAUGAUGUGAUGAUAUGUAUGAGGGAUGAAUGGUACUGAUGGGUAUGAUUGUAAUGGCAAAUCAUGAUGGAAUUUUGCAAACGUAAAGAUGUAUUACGGGAUAUGUGGUGAUGAUCCGGGUGAGCGGGGGAUCAUCACUGUGUCUGCUUGCGCUUCCCUCCUCUUGGCAAAUUUUACAUGAUACCCAUUCUUCAUUGGGUUUUGGAGGUUUCAAUCGGGAGGGGAGGAGGGUAGGUUACUUUGUGCAAUAUUGUACAACAUUGUUUCCAACAUGUCUUUCCACGUUAUAAUGCAAAAUGGGAUUGAAGUAAAUAUAAAUAAUAUACUAGGUAUAUAUAAAUAAAGUAGGUAGGCACUAAAUAUCCAAAGGUAACCAACCUCUUCCCCCC
Molecule: messenger RNA, 3785 nt
Organism: Podospora pseudopauciseta
Lineage: Eukaryota; Fungi; Ascomycota; Sordariomycetes; Sordariales; Podosporaceae
Gene: PDE1
Product: 3',5'-cyclic-nucleotide phosphodiesterase pde1
Exons: 2
Coding region: 1335-3395 (686 amino acids)
Biological process (GO): cAMP catabolic process; negative regulation of glucose mediated signaling pathway
Molecular function (GO): 3',5'-cyclic-AMP phosphodiesterase activity; 3',5'-cyclic-GMP phosphodiesterase activity
Source: RefSeq, a predicted model, not a curated record